Messenger RNA from Ceraceosorus guamensis, 560 nucleotides. RefSeq lists its product as hypothetical. Lineage: Eukaryota; Fungi; Basidiomycota; Exobasidiomycetes; Ceraceosorales; Ceraceosoraceae. Bases 84 to 524 code for a protein of 146 amino acids. The transcript has a single exon. The record is from RefSeq and is a predicted model, not a curated record.
AGCAACCACAAAUUUCGGUGCAAGUCAUCGAUUGGUUCGACCGGGCUACCUGGCGCUGCAAGCCGGACGGAUAGUCGUCAUGAAUGAGCGCACGACUUGCACCGUCGUACAUCUUCUUCUGCAGCACGCAGACCUCCUUCGGGCUCACCCUGUUCAAAUUCACCGUCAAGUGUAUCCAUAGAUUGCCAUUUUGCCCCCCAUUUCUCACCGUCUCCGGUCCCUCGUCACAUGCGUCUGCUACAGCUUCACUGCCCCUUCUCAUGUGCACCAUUUGCACUCCUCAUCAUACCCCCCUGCGUCGGUGCCAUCUGCGAAUGGAGCUGCACCUCGAUGCAAUAGACGAUAGAUCCGUAAUUUCCGAUGUGCGCGGUUUGUUGAGACUUCUUCGAGGGCGUGUCCGGUGGAAACGUUGGAGGUCGCAAGGCUCGGUGAAUCAUCUCGAAGGACGACCCAGACAGCAUCGAGUGCGAUGGGGUGGCGCGACCUGCUCGCGUGGCUCGUGGCUUUGUUGUGAGUCGGUGUAGUGCCGUACCAGGCUGCACCGCAAAUACAAGUAGAGC